UUCAGCGUUCUGCAAGACUGCAACUAUUGGGCAAUCUUCGCAGCCUCCCACUUUAUCUUUUGACAAAUAUUCAAUCCUCAAAGUGCUCAUCCUCCUAAAUCCAAUGUUAGCUAGCUAGCUCUUUUAAGCCGUGUUCUCGCCCUAUAUAAACCACCUUCUCUAUCACACGCUUAACGGAACAAGCUAGAGAUAUUUUUUCACAACCACCUCUUUCAAUUCUCUCCUCUCUUAUUCCAAAUUCAAAUUAGAGGAAAAAGGGUCAAAUAAUAAUUAAGUGUAAUAUGGAUACGAUCAGUGUUCAGGCGAUGAGAAGCUUAUCAGAUAGUGACUCAUUAUCAUCUGCAACAUAUGCAAGUGAAGAAGAUAUGAAAAUUAAGAAAGGUCCAUGGACUGAGGAAGAAGAUUCUGUUCUGAUCAACUACGUCAACUUCCAAGGCGAAGGUCAAUGGAACUCCCUCGCUCGCUCUGCAGGUCUAAAGCGAACGGGCAAAAGCUGCAGACUGAGAUGGUUGAACUAUUUGCGACCAAAUGUUCGACGUGGGAACAUCACCCUUCAAGAACAGCUCUUGAUUCUCGAACUCCAUUCCCGCUGGGGCAAUCGGUGGGCUAAAAUAGCAGAAGAAUUGGGUGGGAGAACAGACAAUGAGAUAAAGAACUAUUGGAGGACUCGAGUGGUGAAGCAGGCCAAGCAACUCAAAUGUGAUGUAAACAGCAAACAGUUCAGGGACACGGUGCGUUUCGUUUGGAUGCCGCGCCUUAUGGAGCAGAUUCAGGCUUCUUUCAGGAUUGUUCCUUCAGAUUCUUCCCAUGGCCUUGAUCAAACCACAUUGUGCAACACUCAACAAACAGAAUCUAGUACUGAUGCCAAUCCCACCAUGUUUUGUGACAACUCAAUGGUUUCAUCGUACUCAUCAGAGGUUGAUCUUCAGCCUCUUUCUCUUUCUGAUACAAGUACAACUUCAUCAUCGGAAAGUGCAGAGAAGAAGGAGUCCAUAUCCUCCUCCCUUUGGCAGCAAUGGGACUACUCUGACCUCCAAGCAUUUGAACCAUGCAAUGGUUUUGGUGAUGCAGACUUGUGGACCGAUGAAAACAUAUGGUUCUUGCAGCAGCAUCUUGCUGAUCACUUAUGAUCCAGUUUUGCAAUUAACAAGUUCAAAGAUAUAUCAUAGUUUGCCUGAUAUGGCUAAUUAAACUACUGAAUGUCAUUAUUUAACUGAUGAUUGAUUGUUUGUAAUUGUCCUAUUAUAUGAUAUAUUAGUUUUCUUAUGAAAUAAGAUACUUGUAGUUGAAUAGUAAAUUUCUCCAAGAGCAUGUAGGAACUCAAUUUAAGUUGACCCUAUUUUUAGUGUCCGUUAUUGUUACAUACAAUUUGAUACUGUAACAUUUAUUAAUGUUUGCUCUAAUGAUAAAACUUCAGUUUUUC
Messenger RNA from Glycine soja, 1423 nucleotides. Its product is annotated as transcription factor MYB78-like. Gene Ontology annotation, molecular function: DNA-binding transcription factor activity; sequence-specific DNA binding. Bases 282 to 1130 code for a protein of 282 amino acids. Gene Ontology annotation, biological process: regulation of DNA-templated transcription. Lineage: Eukaryota; Viridiplantae; Streptophyta; Magnoliopsida; Fabales; Fabaceae. The transcript has 3 exons. The record is from RefSeq and is a predicted model, not a curated record. Gene Ontology annotation, cellular component: nucleus.